CCCUGCCCUUCCUUUCGAAGCCCCCACAUCCCAGAGCAGCUCAGCGCCCUGCUCUUUCGAAACCCUCUUCUAGGGCUAGGGUUUCCCAGCUUAUCCCUCUCUGCUACUGCUAUCCUCUUGAUCUUUCUGUAUUCCAGCGAUAUUUUCAUCUGCUGUCUGUGUGCUUGUCGGUUGAGGUUAUUUUUAUUCGGAUCUUGAUCCAUUGCUUUCUUAAAAUGGAUAUUCGUAAGAGGGGGAGGCCGGAGGCUGGCAUCAACGUUAACGGUGGCCUCAAGAAGACCAAGCAAGAAUUGGAGUCCUUAUCAACUGGUGUAGGAAGCAAAUCGAAGCCUUGUACCAAGUUUUUCAGCACUGCUGGCUGCCCUUUUGGGGAGGGUUGCCACUUCUUGCACUAUGUUCCUGGUGGCUAUAACGCUGUUGCUCAGAUGAUGAAUUUAGCCCCUGUUACUCCUGCUGCUUCUAGAAAUGUUGCAGCCCCACCGCUGGUACAUAAUGGCUCCAAUCCUGCUGUCAAAACUCGCAUAUGCAAUAAAUACAAUUCUGCAGAAGGCUGCAAAUUUGGUGAUAAGUGUCAUUUUGCACAUGGUGAAUGGGAACUUGGCAAGCCUAUCGCUUCAGUAGAAGAUCAUCGUGCUGUGGGACCCAUUGCAGGCCGUAUUGCUCCCAGUCGAAUGGAGCCUCCACCUGGUCCUGUGGCUAGUUUUGGUGCCAAUGCCACUGCCAAGAUCAGUGUAGAAGCAUCCUUAGCUGGAGCAAUCAUUGGGAAGGGUGGUGUAAACUCCAAGCAGAUCUGUCGGCAAACAGGAGCAAAACUAUCAAUUCGGGAUCAUGAGUCAGAUCCGAAUCUUAGAAACAUUGAACUUGAGGGAACGUUUGAACAAAUUAAGGAAGCUAGUAACAUGGUGAAAGAGUUGCUUGCAACCAUCUCAAUGUCUGCGCCGCCUAAAAUCCCUGGUGUUCCUGGUGCGCCACCCCCUGGAAGCAAUUAUAAGACCAAGUUGUGUGAGAACUUCGCCAAAGGAUCUUGUACUUUCGGAGAAAGAUGUCACUUUGCACAUGGGGCUACUGAACUGCGUAAAACAGUAGUAUGAACUGGGUAGGUGCAUUUGUCUUGCCCUUUCGUAGCCAGGGUUGUAUUUUUGUUGUGCGCUGCAACUGUUACUGACAAAUUCUAUUGUCGGAGUUUCGUUCUUGUUUUCUUUUCAAGGCUGGCAUGGCUUUCUCAAUCUUAGAUUUCGAUUGAAUAUGUAGAUGUUCUCCUUAGGUUUGCUGAAUUGGCUAGAGGUUGUUGUCCCGAGAUUUCUAAUGACUGGUACUGUUUCCUGUACGGAGCUCCCUUUUUUCUUUUUGGGUGACGUGUUUUUCGAUUCUAA
Neltuma alba is the source of this 1373-nucleotide messenger RNA. RefSeq names its product zinc finger CCCH domain-containing protein 31-like. Lineage: Eukaryota; Viridiplantae; Streptophyta; Magnoliopsida; Fabales; Fabaceae. Gene Ontology annotation, molecular function: metal ion binding; mRNA binding. The record is from RefSeq and is a predicted model, not a curated record.